Messenger RNA from Acytostelium subglobosum LB1, 1617 nucleotides. RefSeq lists its product as hypothetical. Gene Ontology annotation, cellular component: membrane. Lineage: Eukaryota; Evosea; Eumycetozoa; Acytosteliales; Acytosteliaceae. The transcript is spliced from 4 exons. The record is from RefSeq and is a predicted model, not a curated record. Bases 1 to 1617 code for a protein of 538 amino acids. Gene Ontology annotation, molecular function: alpha-(1->3)-fucosyltransferase activity.
AUGUUGGAAGGUCAACCACUUACAAAGGGUCUGUUGUAUGAGUAUCUUGAGAAGAUACCGACGAUUCCUCAAAAGGAGGUAGGCCAGACAUUUUUGAAUUAUGGAGUGGAGCAUGGUCGUUUCUUCCCAAUCACUGAAGAGCCUAGAUUCCUCGAUCACAUUGAUCUCAACAUGACCUAUCGUCUAGACAGCCAAGUGCCCAUAACCUACGCCUGCUCGUGGGGUAUGUACGCCAAUGGCUCCAUCAACAACUUCCCGGACGCCAAGGUCGUGCCCUUCAAGAAGAAGAAGAAGUCCGUCGCCAUGCUCUCGUUCAACUGUGGUGUGGGCGGUGCCAUCUUCCGAAGCUCGUACCUUGAGCACCUUAUGGUGCACUUCCCGCUGGCCAGCUACGGCAACUGCAUGCAGAACACCAAGUUGGACGCCGACGACAAGAUGCCCGUCGAGACCUGGACAGACCUGGGUAUGCAGCUCAUGUACAAGUCAAAGACGAUGAGCAAGCAUCUGUUUGGCGUGGCGUUUGAGAACAACAACCUCACAGACUACGUCACAGAGAAGGUGUACAACGUGUUGCUCGGUGGAACUGUUCCAUUGUACAUGGGUGCGCCCAAUAUCAACGAGUUUGUUCCAGAGAACAGUAUCAUCAAUGUGGCCGACUUUGAGAGUCCGGCUGCACUUGGCAAAUACCUCAAAUACCUCUCUGGCAAUGAGACCGCCUACAACGAAUACUUUGCCUGGAAGAAGAAGCCCCUACCCCAAUACUUUAUCGAGAAGUACGAACAAUGUAUCUUCUAUCAAGGUGAAUGUCGUCUAUGCACACUCAUCACUGACAGGUUAGUCAAGGAACACUAUGAGAAGAUUGAGAGGAAUGAUAAGCAUCGUAUUGAGUUUGGUGAGCCUGCUGCCAUCGCAUCUCAACUCAAGGGUGUACUUAUGAAGCCCGAAAGUUGUAUCAAGACUGUUGCCAAGGAUCAUAUUCAAUCUAUAGACGAUCACUUCACAUUCGAAGCAUGGUUAAUCCCCGUGAAGAUGAAGAAAAUGAGGUUGUUCACAAUUACAAAGGCAUUGAGUGUUGAGAUUAUUACAGAGUUCAACAGGAACUAUUUACAGGUGUGCCUGGAUCAAGUUGGUGAAUGUUUGGUCAGUGAGAGUCCAUUGGAGUAUGGUCAGUGGAGACAUGUUGCCGUCUCAAUUGAGAGAGUUACACAAGGUCAAAUCCGCAUCAGUCUCUACAUCAAUGCUGCACUAGACUAUCAAAAGGAUGUCCACUUCUCAUCGUUCAAAGUAUUGCCAAAGUUUGACAUGUUAGUUGGAUGUCACGAGGCUGGAUAUGAUGGUAUAUUGGAUGAUGUUACCGUGUGGAAUAGGACAUUGAGUGAGAGGGAGAUAUCGAAAUCAAUGUUCAAGAAGUUUAGAGGUGAUGAGGCUGGUUUGAUGUUGUACAUGACGUUCAAUGGACCAGCACCAUUCGAUUACUCUAUCAAUCGUCAUCUGAUCACUCAUGAAUCAUUGGAGGUGAUACCGUUGGAUCACAAACCAUUGAACCUAAAUUGUUGCAGUCAAUUGACCAACGAUACAAAGAUAUUGAAUCCAUAUAAACCAGAGACAAUGGUAUAG